This is a messenger RNA of Lucilia sericata (common green bottle fly), 540 nucleotides long. RefSeq names its product vacuolar ATPase assembly integral membrane protein VMA21 homolog. Gene Ontology annotation, biological process: vacuolar proton-transporting V-type ATPase complex assembly. The record is from RefSeq and is a predicted model, not a curated record. The transcript is spliced from 2 exons. The coding region runs from base 150 to 476 and encodes 108 amino acids. NCBI's taxonomy places the organism in Eukaryota, Metazoa, Arthropoda, Insecta, Diptera, Calliphoridae.
UCUCCGUUUGUCAUGUGACAUUUUCUACCGGAUUGUCAUUUUUGACAACUGCACAACAAUUUUCAACGAAAAAAUAGAAAGCCACUAACUUUUUAUUUAUAUGCAUUAACAUUAUUAAGUUUUCUUCAAUUAAAAGCAAAAAGAACAAAAUGGCUAAUAAAAAUAAAGGCAAUAACUCGGAGGCAAGCAAACAAGCUAAAUUAAAUAAACAAAAAUCUGAUGAUGUCAAAGAUUACAGUUCUUUUAAAACAGUUUUAUUUUAUUGUUCUUUAAUUGUAUUUCUACCAGUGGUUACCUUCUUUUUCUUGAACACCUUAGUGCUGGAUAGAUUUUUUAUUUUGACUGAAACGAAAAGCAACAUUUACUCAGCUGUGGGAGCGGUGUUGGCUUUACAUUUUGCUUUGGCUUUGUAUAUUUACCGGGCCUACUUUGGUGGUUCAACACAGAGGCAAAGGCUGAUUAAGCUAAAAAUAUGACGUGUUUUUUUAAAUAAUUUAAGUGAUUUUUUUUACCACACAAAGUAAGCAUUUUCCUGAAUUA